AUGCGCCGCUUUUUAAAACGUAAAAGAGACGACGGACCUACGAUUUCGUAUGGUUCCCGAGAUGAUCUGCCUCGCAAGCGGCCCUGCAUUUUUGAUUCCCGUGGCUAUAACGAGUUGGAUUCAUCUGAAAGAGACUGCCCGACUUAUCGACACUACGUGAAACAGAUUUCGAGAAGCGAGCACAUCUUGGGGAUGAAUCUUCAGCUCUUCGGCCUGUUUCAGCUCGCAAUUCCUUCCCAGAAUAGCAAGCCCGAUUUCGGACGGACUCUUGCAAACGUCUACGAAAGACGGCGCGGUUCCAUUUGGCUUCGCCUUUCGUCUCUUCCCCUUGCCAUGAAGCCAGAAGUUGACAAAUACCUCAACCGCUACGCGACUUUUGAUUUUAAUGGUAUUCCCGCUCACUUCUUCGCCGACGUUCCAGUGACUCUAAUUCCUGCUGCUUCUAUUCCGCUCCCUCCCGAUUCUUCAGAAGAAGACGAGCAGACAGACGAUGAAUCUGCUGCAGCAAAUCAGCCCGAAGAAGACGACCUGAUGGAAGUUGACCCGCACCCGAAUCCGUUUGUGGAUUUUGUCUUCGACAACUUGCAUCAAAUUAUCUUUGAACCAGCGUUUUUCUUAGAGUCCUAUGACUCCGGUUUCGAGUCUGCGUAA
Oikopleura dioica is the source of this 651-nucleotide messenger RNA. NCBI's taxonomy places the organism in Eukaryota, Metazoa, Chordata, Appendicularia, Copelata, Oikopleuridae. The record is from the annotation of a GenBank genome assembly.